UGAUUCUUAACUUGUAACUUUGGUGCUCUAGGUUCAGCACUUCAAGACAAACACUGAUGUGGAUUCCAGACUCCUUUUUUUCCAGUUUGCUGAGUGGAAGAAUUUCAACACUGAAAGAUGAAACUGGUGCUAUAUUUAUUGAUAGAGAUCCAGCAGCAUUUGCACCCAUUUUAAAUUUUCUUCGCACAAAGGAGCUAGACUUACGGGGAGUGAGUAUUAAUGUUCUCAGGCAUGAAGCUGAAUUUUAUGGAAUCACCCCUUUAGUAAGAAGGUUGCUUCUAUGUGAAGAACUGGAACGCUCAUCUUGUGGCAGCGUCCUCUUUCAUGGCUACCUGCCUCCUCCAGGCAUUCCAAAUCGCAAAAUAAAUAAUACUGCUGGGCAACCGGCGGAUGUUAGGACUGGUCAAAACUGCUCUGAGAAUGAGAUCCGUGGAGGUGGUGUCCAGCCUACCCUUACGGGUACUGGGGAAGGUACAGUCAGAUUAGGAUUUCCUGUGGACCCACGGAAAGUUCUGAUAGUAGCUGGCCACCACAAUUGGAUAGUAGCUGCAUAUGCCCAUUUUGCUGUUUGCUACAGGAUCAAAGAGUCGUCUGGGUGGCAGCAGGUGUUCACGAGCCCCUAUCUGGACUGGACAAUAGAGCGUGUGGCUCUCAAUGCUAAGGUGGUUGGAGGGCCUCAUGGAGACAAGGAUAAGAUGGUAGCAGUGGCCUCAGAGAGCAGCAUAAUCUUGUGGAGCAUUCAGGAUGGUGGUAGCGGCAGUGAAAUUGGAGUGUUCAGUCUCGGAGUCCCUGUAGAUGCCCUGUUCUUCAUUGGCAACCAGCUGGUGGCUACCAGCCAUACAGGGAAGGUGGGAGUGUGGAAUGCUGUGACUCAGCACUGGCAGGUUCAGGAUGUCGUCCCUAUCACAAGCUAUGAUACUGCCGGCUCUUUUCUGCUGCUGGGCUGUAACAAUGGCUCUAUCUAUUAUAUAGACAUGCAGAAGUUCCCGUUACGAAUGAAAGACAAUGAUCUUCUAGUGACAGAACUGUACCAUGAUCCCUCCAAUGAUGCUAUUACAGCACUCAGUGUCUACCUCACACCAAAAACAAGUGUAAGUGGUAAUUGGAUUGAGAUUGCCUAUGGCACAAGCUCUGGCGCAGUGAGGGUGAUUGUACAGCACCCUGAAACAGUUGGGUCUGGACCUCAGCUCUUUCAGACUUUCACCGUUCAUCGCAGUCCUGUUACGAAGAUCAUGCUCUCAGAGAAACAUCUGGUGUCAGUGUGUGCUGAUAACAACCAUGUACGGACAUGGACUGUAACUCGGUUCCGGGGCAUGAUCUCCACGCAGCCAGGCUCAACACCUCUUGCAUCAUUCAAAAUCUUGUCCCUGGAGGAAGCAGAGAGUCACGGCAGUUACAGUUCUGGAAAUGACAUCGGGCCCUUUGGUGAACGUGAUGAUCAACAGGUGUUUAUUCAAAAAGUUGUUCCCAUCACCAAUAAGCUUUUUGUAAGGCUGUCUUCAACUGGGAAAAGAAUCUGUGAGAUCCAGGCAGUUGACUGCACUACCAUAUCGUCAUUUACCGUGAGGGAAUGUGAAGGAUCCAGCAGAAUGGGCUCCAGGCCACGCCGCUACCUCUUCACUGGCCACGCAAAUGGCAGCAUCCAGAUGUGGGACCUGACCACAGCUAUGGACAUGGUUAAUAAAAGUGAAGACAAGGACAUUGGAGGUCCAACAGAAGAAGAGCUGCUGAAGUUGCUUGACCAGUGUGACUUGAGCACGUCUCGCUGUGCUACACCCAACAUCAGUCCUGCCACCUCGGUAGUUCAGCCAAACCGGCUGCGGGAAUCCAAUUCCAGCCUCCAACUGCAGCAUCAUGAAACAAUCCACGAAACGGCCACGUACGGCUCUGUGCGACCGUACAGAGAGAGCCCCUUGCUGGCAAGAGCCAGGCGCACGGAGAGCUUCCACAGUUACCGGGACUUCCAGGCCUUUAACUUGUCCAGCAAGAGCCCCGUAGAAAAGGCAGCGGCUGCAAAUGGCAACUCGAGCCAGACGGAGGCCAGGAAGGCACCAGCCGAGGGCAGUGCGGCUGACAGGAAGGCAGGGCUGACGACAGCGCUCGAGGUGCGAGGCCCGGGCAUGGCAGAUGCAGGUGGGUGUUGCAGUUCAGACGGGCACCGGCUGCCAGAGGGUUCUCUGGAGCUCAAAAGACGAGGGCCGGAAGAGGAGAGUGAAACUAAAGCAGAGAGCAAAAAGAAAAUGGGGUUCGAGGGAGCUGGGUUCCUGGGAAGGAAGAAGGUGCCUCUUCUGGCCUCUGCCCCACCAAUCCUUGCAGAAGGUGGCCCUGAAUUACCUGGCGCAGCUUCUCCCUCACCUACCAAGACGGCUGCUUCACCGCGCCACCGCAAGAAUGACUCAUCCUGCCAAGACUAUGGCUUGUGAAAAUGGGACUGGCUGCAAAGGUGCAGGUGCCCUCUGGCCAGGAGCAGACAUGACAUUGUGUGGUGUG
Messenger RNA from Tinamus guttatus (white-throated tinamou), 2490 nucleotides. NCBI's taxonomy places the organism in Eukaryota, Metazoa, Chordata, Aves, Tinamiformes, Tinamidae. The record is from RefSeq and is a predicted model, not a curated record.